This is a messenger RNA of Rhizoctonia solani, 1740 nucleotides long. RefSeq names its product Serine/threonine-protein kinase. Gene Ontology annotation, cellular component: cytosol; EKC/KEOPS complex; nucleus. Gene Ontology annotation, biological process: protein phosphorylation. Gene Ontology annotation, molecular function: protein serine/threonine kinase activity. NCBI's taxonomy places the organism in Eukaryota, Fungi, Basidiomycota, Agaricomycetes, Cantharellales, Ceratobasidiaceae. The record is from RefSeq and is a predicted model, not a curated record. The transcript has 7 exons. Bases 1 to 1740 code for a protein of 579 amino acids.
AUGUCUACAACUGCUGCCUUACUAGACUCGGCGCAGCUCAUUGCACAAGGAGCCGAGGCUAGAGUGUACAAAACCACGCUUGGCUCUUCUCCGGUUCUCCUAAAACAUCGAUUUCCUAAACAAUACCGGAACAGCGCACUCGAUGUUUCACUCACCAAACAACGAGUCUCGGGAGAAGCCAGGGCGUUGCUGAGGUGUUUGAGAUUCGGUGUUUCGGUCCCUGGUAUUCGUUUUGUUCAUGCAGAUACAGGUGUCUUAGGAAUUGAGUGGAUAGAGGGAACGAGUGUACGCAAGGUACUAGGUGGUGGGGCAGAGGGCGAAGAGGAGUUAGACGUUGCCGAAGAGGAAAUAGAAGACGAAGAGGCUGAAAUGGACGAAUUGAAAGAUGUCUACGGGCUGACGCAAGAGGGAUUAAUGACACUUAUCGGCGAAGAGAUAGCGAAGAUGCAUAAAAGUGAUAUUAUUCAUGGCGAUUUAACUACAUCCAACAUGAUGCUCCGACAAGACACAAAAAAUAAAGAGACACAAUUGGUUCUUAUCGACUUCGGCCUCUCGUACAAUUCAGUGCUUGUUGAAGACAAGGCAGUAGAUCUCUAUGUACUUGAACGUGCAUUUGCUUCGACGCACCCGCAGUCGGAGGGAAUGUUCAGCCAGGUUCUGGAGGCAUAUGGAAGAGUAAGCGGACCAGCCUGGAAAAACAUAAAGAGAAGGUUAGAUGAUGAGGUGUUCAUGUAUCAAAUUAUUUCCCGAUCGUUCCAGCAAGUUUGUAGCCAAUGGAUGAAGGUCGCACUUGCAAACCACGCCCUCUGGACCCAUAUCCAUAUUGUGGAGCACUUCGACGAUGACAAUGUUGCACUUUGGGUGUCUCGUGCAGGUCCCGAUGCAUUAUUCGAUAUCGAGAUCGAUAUGCUCGAGCCGUAUUGCGGCGUCGCAUUCUUUGACAUCACUGAUUGGCAAGAGCAAGUGUCACAUAUUGGAAGAAUUUUCAAGUUUUUCUCUUCUGUCAAGGCUGGGCCUCAACGUUGGAGAUCCUUGUCCCUUUCUGUCCUACAACCUGAGCCGAUGUACAAAUUUAUCCAGCUUUUGAACAAACAUCCUGCUCCGAACCUGAGUCACUUGUACUUGUGCUCUGAACCCGACCGGAGUGACGAUGAAUUUCACAAAGAAAGAUGCUUGACUGAUGCUCACUAUUGUAAAGGGUAUUCACCAUCUGAACAUGCCGUCCCCAAUCUCCGCCAUGCAGAAUUCACUUACGUAUCUUGGAGAUAUAUUUUUGACCGACCAAAACCCUUGCUUAGUGGUCUAGUUAAACUCAAACUAUCGGCUGGCACUGUGAUCCCUGAACUAGUACUCCCAAACAUUCAAAUUCUCCUAUUGGCAAAUCCAAACCUACGAUGGUUGCGCAUCAACGCGGAGUUCGCAUAUGAUUACGAAUUUGAUCGCCUUCCUGACGAAAAAUGUCCAAAGCCUGUCCUUUUAUCGUCCCUCAAAUUCUUGUCACUUGAGGGAGGAGACAACAUAUCAUUGGUGUCGGAUAUCCUCUCGAUCAUCACUGCUCCCUCACUCGAUGGUCUGAUGCUAGGAAGCCAUGGAGUAAGCAAUGAUGAUGAGUUUGUGUCUAAAAUCUUUAAUUAUCUUGCAACUGGUCAACCACCUAUGACCGAGAAUUCUGCUAUUGCUUCUAUAAAUAAAUCAGCGUUCCGCUUCUCCGCAAACUGGAUAUUACAGGCUUAUCCGUGA